AUGGGCCAUCUGGUAACGGUUGCGACAUGCAGCUUGAACCAAUGGGUUUUAGAUUGGGAGGGCAACCUCGGCCGCAUCAUUGAGAGUAUACACCAGGCCAAAGCAGCCGGAGCCCGGCUCCGUGUGGGACCUGAACUCGAAAUAUGCGGCUACUCCAGCCUAGACCACUUCCACGAGCUAGACGUGUACACGCACAGCCUGGAGAUGCUGUGUCGGCUGCUGCAGGACAAGAGCACCUACGGGAUCCUGCUUGACGUCGGCGUACCCAUCCUGCAUCGCAACCUCCGCUACAAUUGCCGCGUGAUCUGUCUCGACGGCAAGAUCCUCCUCAUCCGCCCCAAGAUGUGGCUCGCCAACGACGGCAACUACCGCGAGAUGCGCCACUUCACUCCCUGGAUGCGGCCCCGCGAGACCGAGCUGUUCCACCUGCCCAAAAUGCUAGCCACGCUACAAGGGGACACCCACGUGCUGUUCGGCGAUGCCGUCAUCUCCACCCCCGAGACGGCCUUCGGCGCCGAGACCUGCGAAGAGCUCUUCACGCCCAAGGCGCCGCACAUCGACAUGGCGCUAGACGGGGUCGAGAUCAUCACCAACUCGAGCGGUAGCCACUUCACGCUGCGCAAGCUCGACACCCGUCUGCAGCUCAUCAUGGAGGCCACGCGCAAGUCGGGGGGCGUGUACCUAUAUGCAAACCAGCAAGGGUGCGAUGGUGAGCGGCUGUACUUCGACGGGUGUGCCAUGAUCAUUGUCAACGGGGAUGUGGUGGCUCAGGGGUCGCAGUUCAGUCUCAACGACGUCGAGGUCGUGACGGCGACGGUCGAUCUGGAAGAGGUCCGCUCGUACCGCGCGGCUAUCUCCCGCGGCCUGCAGGCGGCGGCCUCGACGGCCAAGUACCAGCGUAUUCAGACGCCGUUUGAGCUGAGCUCGGAGGAGGACGAUGCGGAUGUCAGCGUGGCUCCGACACUGGCUAUUCAGCCGCGGUAUCACUCGGUUGAGGAAGAGAUUGCGUUGUCUGCGGGGUGCUAUUUGUGGGAUUACCUUCGCCGUUCCGGCACAGCCGGCUACCUCGUUCCCCUAAGCGGCGGCAUCGACUCCUGCGCAACCGCCGUGAUCGUCUUCUCCAUGUGCCGCAUCGUACUAGCCGCGCUCGCAGAAAACAACGCCCAAGUCAUCGCCGACGUCAAGCGUCUCGCCAAGUACAACGUCGAUUCCAACGGCGACGGCGUGCUGCCCACCACCCCGCAGGAACUCUGUAACCAGGUCUUCUCCACCGUGUACAUGGGCAUGAGCAAGCAGAGCUCGCGAGAGACGCGCCAACGCGCGAAGGACCUGGCCGCGGCUAUCGGGAGUCAUCAUAUCGAUUUGGAUAUUGAUGAUGUGUAUGAGGCGCAGAAGAAGUUGGUGACGGCUACGACUGGGUUUGAGCCGCGGUUUAAGGUGGAGGGGGGCACGGUGCAGGAGAAUUUGACACUGCAGUGCUUGCAGGCGAGGAUACGGAUGGUGACGGCCUAUGAAUUUGGACAGAUUUUGCCGACGGCGAGGGGAAGGCCGGGAGGUGGGAGUCUGCUGGUGUUGGGCAGCGCGAAUGUUGGCGAGAGUGCCGAUAUCAACCCCAUCGGCUCCAUCGACAAGGCCGACCUGAAGCGCUUCAUCGCCUGGGCCGAAAAGAACUUCGAGUUGCCCUGUCUCCACGACUUUUUAACUGCCGUACCUACGGCCGAGCUGGAACCGAUCACCCAAGACUACGUCCAAAGCGACGAGGCGGACAUGGGCAUGACAUACCAGGAGCUCACCAUCUUCGGCCGGCUGCGCAAGCUCAACAAGCUCGGCCCCUUCGGCAUGUUCCAGCGCCUGGUACACGACUGGAGCAUCGACCGCGAGCGCAAGCCGGACGACGAUGCACCGUACUACACCCCCGCCCAGGUCGCGGAGAAAGUCAAAAAGUUCUUCCACUUCUACGCUAUCAACCGGCACAAAAUGACGACACUGACUCCUGCACUGCACUGCAAUGAUUAUUCGCCGGACGACAACCGCUUUGAUCUGCGUCCGUUCCUAUACCCGCCUUUCUGGAAGAGCUGGAGCUUCAAGCGGAUCGACAUGGAGUUGGAGAAGAUUGAAAAGAAGCGGGCGAAUAAAAAUCAGUGA
Molecule: messenger RNA, 2145 nt
Organism: Dichotomopilus funicola
Lineage: Eukaryota; Fungi; Ascomycota; Sordariomycetes; Sordariales; Chaetomiaceae
Exons: 11
Coding region: 1-2145 (714 amino acids)
Biological process (GO): NAD+ biosynthetic process
Cellular component (GO): cytoplasm
Molecular function (GO): NAD+ synthase (glutamine-hydrolyzing) activity; glutaminase activity; ATP binding
Source: RefSeq, a predicted model, not a curated record